UGCUGUAAUGUUAUUGGGGGUUGUUAUGGCUCAAGUGGACCAUCUACAAUCAAUCCAAUUACCAAUGAGCAAUACGCAACUACAUUCCCAAUAGUGAGYGUCAAAGAUAUGAUAAGGGCACAGUUCUUACUUCUGGACUCUCUUGGAAUUGAAAAGGUACAUGGUGUUGUUGGUUCAUCUCUGGGAGGAAUGUCGUCACUAAUGACUGGCUGUAUGUACCCUGACAGGGUGCGACGAGUAGUGUCCAUAUCAGCAUGUGCACAGUCACAUCCAGCGUCCAUUGCCAUGAGAUACGUACAGAGGCGUGUCCUUAUGAGUGACCCUAACUGGAACAAAGGCUUCUAUUAUAAUGGUCGUUUUCCAAGACUUGGCAUGAAGCAUGCGCGUGAAGUGGCUACCAUUACUUACCGAAGUGGACCAGAGUGGGAAGAACGAUUUGGAAGGCAAAGAAUAGAAUCCAACAGUAAAAUUGAACCCAAUUUUUGUCCAGAAUUUGAAAUUGAAAGCUAUUUAGAUUACCAGGGUGAUUCCUUUUGUGCCAAGUAUGACCCUAAUUCCUUGCUGUAUAUAUCAAAGGCAAUGGACCUGUUUGACCUUGGUGAAGGAUUUGAUUCUCUAAAAGAAGGGACAUCGAGACUACAAUGCCCUACGUUGGUUAUUGGCGUGCAAUCCGACGUACUAUUUCCAAUAAGUCAGCAACGAGAGCUUUUUCAGUUAUUACAAGAAGGCGGAAACCAGAGUGUGACAUAUUACGAGUUGAAUUCAAUAUAUGGGCACGAUACCUUUCUGCUUGAUGUGACUGCGGUGGGCGCGGCUGUGAAGGGUCAUUUAGAAACGAACUUAAAAGUAAACUCAACCAAAAGAAUCCAGAAGAAAUGAUACCAUUUUGUUUAUACUUGAAUUUAUUUUCACAUCAAAUGACGUCAUCUGUUUUUAAAUCUUACUACGCUAGUAUCUAAACAUCACCGUUACGACUUAGAUUACCUCCGUAGUUGCAGAGAUCGAUAUUUUGUAGAUUUGUAAUAUAUAGCUGGAUACUAGAAACAACUGAUGAAAUGGAAAACUGCAAGCUAAAGACAAUGGGAAAUCAUUGUCGCGACCGCAUCGUUAUAUUAGUAAGAGAUUUGCAGCUCGCAGUUUUAUAUUUCUUAUAAUGUUUUAAAAAACUCAUACAUAAUUAAUGGGCUACUAGGCCAAUAGAAUGAGCCUAUUUGGUCACAUGCAUGGACCUUUAUAUCUGAUA
Messenger RNA from Exaiptasia diaphana, 1243 nucleotides. RefSeq names its product serine O-succinyltransferase. The record is from RefSeq and is a predicted model, not a curated record. The transcript has 10 exons. Bases 109 to 879 code for a protein of 256 amino acids. Gene Ontology annotation, biological process: L-homoserine metabolic process. Gene Ontology annotation, molecular function: L-serine O-acetyltransferase activity; homoserine O-acetyltransferase activity. NCBI's taxonomy places the organism in Eukaryota, Metazoa, Cnidaria, Anthozoa, Actiniaria, Aiptasiidae.